AUGUCGACUGAAGACUACGACGAGUUCGGCAACUACAUCGGCGGUGACCUCGACUCUGACGACGAUUCGGAUGUCGACAUCGCCCCCGCAGCCGUCCCAUCAGCGCCAGGACCUGCUGGGCCUAGUGGGAGUUAUGCGCCGCUCGAGGGGUUUGACGAUGAGGAAAAUGAUGAGCCGAUGGACGAGGACGAGGAUACCGGCAUGCAGAUGACGCUGCAUGGCGUCGACGGAACCGCAGGGAACCAGGUUGUGUUGCACGAGGACAAGAAGUACUAUGCGACCGCAGAGGAGACGUACGGCCCCGACGUCGAAGCCAUGGUCCAGGAGGAGGACACCCAGCUCCUCACAGAGCCCAUCGUUCAGCCCAUCAAGGUCCGCAACUUUACCGUGCAGGAGAAGGACUUGCCGGUGACGCGGUUUGACAGGAACUUUAUGGUCGACAUGCUCCAGCACCCCGACAUGUCGCGCAACGUCAUGGUCGCCGGCCACAUCCACCACGGCAAGACGUCACUCCUCGAUAUGCUCGUAUUCGAGACGCAUCAGCUCACCUGGGACGCCGACCGACCAACGCGUUACACCGACACGCACGUCCUCGAGCGUGCUCGUGAGAUGUCGAUGAAGUGCGGGCCUAUGACCCUCGUUCUUCCCGACUCGCGCGGCAAGUCGAGCCUCAUCAACCUCCUCGACACGCCCGGCCACCUCAACUUCAUGGACGAGGUCGCGUGUGCCGCGCGCCUGACGGAUGGUGUUGUCCUUGUGGUGGACGUGAUCGAGGGCGUCAUGGCCGGUACCGAGACCGUGAUCCGGCACGCCAUGCAGGAGGGGUUGCCGCUCGUGCUUGUUGUCAACAAGAUGGAUCGCCUCAUCGUCGAGCUGCGCCUGCCUCCUUCCGAGGCCUUCUUCAAGGUCAAGCAUACGAUCGAGGAGGUCAACUCGUUCAUUGCCUCAAUCGAUCCUGACGAGAAGCACCGUCUGUCGCCGGAGCGUGGCAACGUCGCCUUUGCAUCGACCCAGAUGGGCUGGUGCUUCACCCUCAACACCUUUGCUCAGAUGUAUGCCGACACCUACGGUGCGCUAGACGUCGACGCCUUUGCCAAGCGCCUGUGGGGCAACAUCUACUUUGACGCUGAGAGGCGCAAGUUUGUGCGCAACCCCGCCGACCCCGAAUCCAAGCGCUCGUUCGUCCACUUUAUUCUCGAGCCGCUCUACAAGCUGUACACGACUGUGCUGAGCGAGGACACAGAUACGCUCAAGGAGACACUCACGGACCUGCGCAUUACUCUCAAGCCAGCCAUGUUCAAGAUGGACGUCCGGCCGCUGCUCAAGGUCGUCACUGACGCGUUCUUUGGACCGUCGACGGGCCUUGUGGACAUGAUGACCAAGUUCCUCCCCUCACCUGUCGACGGCGCGGCCUCAAAGGUCGAGCGUUCGUUCACUGGGCCCUUGAAUACACCUCUCGGACAGGCGUUGUUGUCGUGCGACGCCAACGGCCCAACAGUCGUCCAGGUGACAAAGCUGUUCAUGACGACGGACGCGCAAGAGUUCCGUGCCUUUGGCCGUGUCAUGAGCGGCAAGGUAUCGCGGGGGCAACCGGUGUACGUUCUCGGCGAGGGGUAUUCUCUCGACGACGAAGAGGACAUGGUGUCGGCCAUUGUCGAGGGCGUGAUGAUCGAUGAGUCGAGGUACAACGUCGACAUCGAGACGGCGUAUGCGGGUAACCUCGUCCUGCUCUCUGGUGUUGAUGCAUCGAUCAACAAGACAGCAACCAUCUACGAGCGCGGAAUCGACGACGACAUGUACAUCUUCAAGCCGAUCCGGCACUUUGCGCAGCCCGUGCUCAAGGUCGCUGUCGAGCCUGUCGCCCCCUCCGAGCUGCCCAAGAUGCUGGAUGGCCUGCGUAAGGUCAACAAGUCGUACCCAUUGGUGCAGACCAAGGUCGAGGAGUCGGGCGAGCACAUCAUUCUGGGCACGGGCGAGAUCUACGUCGACAGCGUGUUGCACGACCUGCGCAAGCUCUUCUCCGAGAUUGAGAUCAAGGUGUCGGACCCGGUGACCAAGUUCUGCGAGACCGUGGUCGAGACGUCGGCGCUCAAGUGCUACGCCGAGACGCCAAACAAGAAGAACAAGCUCACCAUGAUCUCGGAACCGCUCGAGAGUGGUAUUGCCAAGGACAUUGAGAGUGGCAAGGUGACCAUGCGAAUGACGAACAAGGAGCGCGGCAAGUUCUUUGAACAGAACUACGGUUGGGACCUGCUCGCGUCGCGUAACAUUUGGGCCUUCGGACCAGAGGACAACGGGCCAAACGUGCUGGUCAACGACACUCUGCCGAGCGAGGUGGACACCAAGCUCUUGACCAACGUACGUGAGAGCAUCAAGCAGGGUUUCCAGUGGGCGACGCGUGAGGGGCCAUUGUGCGACGAGCCGAUCCGUGGGGUCAAGUUCCGUCUGCUGGACGCGACGGUGUCCCCCGAGCCAAUAUACCGCGGCGGCGGCCAGAUCAUUCCUACUGCCCGUCGCGUGUGUUACUCGUCGAUGCUGCUGGCCUCGCCCCGUCUGCUCGAGCCAGUGUACUACGUCGAGGUGCAGGCCCCCGCAGACUGCGUCGCGGCGGUGUACACUGUGCUCUCGCGGCGCCGCGGACACGUCACCAAGGACAUUCCCAAGCCAGGCUCACCGCUUUACACUGUCAAGGCGUACAUUCCUGUGCUCGACGCCAACGGAUUCGAGACGGACCUGCGCACGGCGACCAUGGGCCAGGCGUUCCCGCAGAUGACGUUUGAUCACUGGCAGGUUGUGCCAGGCGACCCAACGGACAAGACGAUCCAGCUUCGCCCUCUCGAGCCUGCGCAAGGACAGGACCUUGCGCGCGAUCUCGUCCUCAAGACCCGUCGGCGCAAGGGGCUCAGUGACAGCAUUGCUGUCGCCAAGUACCUGGACGACGACCUGCUCGUGGCCAUCAGUGCGAGCAACCCAGACUUGCUGGGGUAG
Molecule: messenger RNA, 2988 nt
Organism: Cutaneotrichosporon cavernicola
Lineage: Eukaryota; Fungi; Basidiomycota; Tremellomycetes; Trichosporonales; Trichosporonaceae
Gene: SNU114
Exons: 2
Coding region: 1-2988 (995 amino acids)
Biological process (GO): mRNA splicing, via spliceosome
Cellular component (GO): U2-type catalytic step 2 spliceosome; cytosol; U4/U6 x U5 tri-snRNP complex
Molecular function (GO): U5 snRNA binding; GTP binding; GTPase activity
Source: RefSeq, a predicted model, not a curated record